GAUCGCUGUCUAUGCGAUCUGGCUGGGGAUUGACACAGACUUCAACGAAGAAGUGGUCAACACCAACCCUGCUUCAGUGUUCUUCUGGGGGGAGCAAGUCUUUUGUACUUUCUUCACAGCAGAGCUGCUCAUCCGGUUCUUGGCCGUCAAGACCAAGCGCAAGUGCUUCAAG
This is a messenger RNA of Symbiodinium pilosum, 172 nucleotides long. Lineage: Eukaryota; Dinophyceae; Suessiales; Symbiodiniaceae. The record is from the annotation of a GenBank genome assembly.